AUGAAUGACAUGCGAGGAGAUCACAUAUCGGUUGAAUAUCGAUUGGAUAAGUUUGUUUACUUUGAACUGAGUAUAUUGUGUCAGUUAGACCACAACUACAUGUUGUUGCUAUUGCUUCUCACGGCAGUCUCGACAGUCCACUCGUUGACCUGCUACAAUGGUGCGAGACUGUUGCGCACGUCAGCAGUGGGCGAAUCAGUCGAAGAAUGUCCUUCGGGCGCUUACUGCUACAAUAUGACAGCUAAUGUCGCUUUUAUCGUAGAUGCCGUGAAAGCAGGCUGCUCUACUUGGAGGUGUCUGUUGGCACGAGACACUUGCAUUAGCACCACAUUCCAAAUGAUUCCGGUAAGCUUAUGCUGCUGCAGUACUGAUCGUUGCAAUGUUGGCGAAAAUCGUGCUUAUAGUAGCAUUGCUGGAGGAAAUGAUGGGGGAUUUAGCCGAAAUGGGGGAGACAGCAGCAACACUGGAGGAAACACAAGAGGAUCGGGAGGAGGAAAUAACGGUGGAGCGAAUGAAGAACAGAAGAAAGGAUGGUUUGGAGGUCUAUUCGGCAAGCCUGACCAAGGUACACCUCCACGAUCGCCAUCCGGCUCUGGCUCGGGAGGUGGUCACUGGGAUGCAAAGGACAUCGAGAACAAAUUCAAGGGCUCCGACAUUGAUCAUCAUGGAGGUGGUGACGGAGGAGAGGAAGUGUUUGAAAAGAUAGAUGUCCGCCACACAACUCGACCGCCACGAAGACUUUCUUCAAAUGAUAGAGCACCCAGCACCUCCAACGAUCGACAUGGAAGCACAGGAGGAGGUGGAAGGGAAAUUGAAUUGGAUGUUUAACUAUUUGCUUUUGAAUUCUAAUUAAUCUUUGAUUGCCUGUUCUUAACAAUGUUGAAUUUUACUGUUUGAUGUAAGUACAUAGACGCCGUAACACUAGUUAAUUUGCAUGCAAGCUCGUGAAACUUCAACUAGUUUCCUUGUGAUAUUUUCUUUGCUAUGUAAAUUCGUAUUGUUUCUAAUAGCAUGCCCGGGUAAAAGGACGCUUGCAAGGUGCGCGAAAACCUGCGGAUCAUGCACUCAUACCUUUUGUUCACGUUUUCCCGUCCAAUAAAGUUGUCUUGAAU
This is a messenger RNA of Cylicocyclus nassatus, 1112 nucleotides long. The record is from the annotation of a GenBank genome assembly. Lineage: Eukaryota; Metazoa; Nematoda; Chromadorea; Rhabditida; Strongylidae.